AUGAGCUCAAGCUUCAAGUCCAAGAAACACCAAUGCCUCGUCUUGCUCAAGCUCUGUUCCUCAAUUAAACAUCUUUUACAGAUCCAUGGCCAAAUCAAUGUCUCCGCUCUCAAAGCUGAUAGCUUUAUCAUCAGCGAGCUUGUACGAGUUUCUUCACUAUCUAAAUCCAAAGACCUUACCUUUGCGCGAACCCUUCUGCUUCACUCUUCAGAUUCGACUCCUUCCACUUGGAACAUGCUAAGCAGAGGCUACUCUUCAAGUGAUUCUCCUGUAGAAUCGAUUUGGGUUUACUCUGAGAUGAAGAGACGGCGAAUCACACCUAACAAGCUCACUUUCCCUUUUCUUCUCAAGGCUUGCGCUUCCUUCUCCGGUCUCACGGCGGGGAGACAGAUCCAAGUCGAGGUUUUGAAACAUGGGUUUGACUCGGAUGUCUAUGUGGGUAACAAUCUGAUCCAUUUAUAUGGUACUUGUAAGAAAACUUCUGAUGCCAGAAAGGUGUUCGAUGAAAUGACUGAGAGAAACUCUGUUUCUUGGAACUCAAUCAUGACUGCUCUUGUUGAGAACGCUAAGUUCUAUUUGGCGAUUGAGUGCUUUGUGGAGAUGAUUUGUGAGAAGUUUUGUCCUGAUGAGACGACAAUGGUGGUUUUGCUCUCUGCUUGUGCUGAAAACUUGAGCUUGGGGAAGUUGGUGCAUUCGCAGGUGAUGGUUAGAGAGUUGGAGUUAAACUGUAGACUUGGCACUGCACUUGUGGACAUGUAUGCGAAAUCUGGUGGAUUGGAUUACGCUAGGUUCGUUUUCGAGAGAAUGUAUGAGAGAAAUGUUUGGACUUGGAGCGCGAUGAUUGUAGGAUUAGCACAGAAUGGAUUUGCAGAAGAAGCUCUUGGACUAUUCUCGAAGAUGACGUCGGUGAGAGCAAACUACGUGACGUUUCUCGGUGUUCUAUGCGCUUGUAGCCACGCGGGAUUGGUGGAGGAUGGUUACAGAUACUUCAAGGAGAUGGAGAGAACACACAAGAUCAAGCCGAUGAUGAUUCAUUACGGGGCGAUGGUAGAUAUCUUGGGACGUGCAGGUCGGUUAAACGAAGCGUAUGAGUUCAUAAAGAGAAUGCCUUUUGAGCCUGACGCUGUUGUUUGGAGGACUCUGCUCUCUGCUUGCAGUGUCCAUCACGAUGAAGAUGAGGAUGGAAUUGGAGAGAGAGUGAAGAAGAGGUUGAUUGAGUUGGAGCCGAAGAGGAGUGGGAAUUUGGUGAUUGUGGCGAAUAGGUUUGCGGAAGCGAGGAUGUGGGAAGAGGCAGCGGAAGUUAGGAGAGUGAUGAAGGAGAGUAAAGUGAAGAAGAUAGCUGGAGAGAGUUGUUUGGAGAUGGGAGGGUGUGUUUAUAGAUUCUUCUCAGGGUAUGAUCCUCGUCCUGAUUAUGUUUCCAUGUAUGAGUUGUUAGAUUUGUUCAAGUCUCACUUGACGAGUGAUGAUCAUUUGAUGUCUAGUGAUCCGAAUCCAUCUUGUUAA
Microthlaspi erraticum is the source of this 1503-nucleotide messenger RNA. The record is from the annotation of a GenBank genome assembly. Lineage: Eukaryota; Viridiplantae; Streptophyta; Magnoliopsida; Brassicales; Brassicaceae.